Messenger RNA from Rhagoletis zephyria (snowberry fruit fly), 534 nucleotides. The record is from RefSeq and is a predicted model, not a curated record. Lineage: Eukaryota; Metazoa; Arthropoda; Insecta; Diptera; Tephritidae.
AUGACACAUCAGCUGCAACAAAGCCAAGUAGCGCUUCAUUCCUACGAAGCAAUGGCCAAACUUGUGCCAAAUGACUUGCUGAUCGUCGACGAAGCAGGCACUUCACUGAAGGCACACCGAUUCGUGUUGGCCAGUGCCAGUGACUACUUUAUGCACCUCUUCACCAACGAUAACCAAGUACGCAAACUGCAUUGGCCUUAUCCUUUGGCAAUCGUAAAGAAAGCGGUGAUCUUCAUCUACGAGGGCAGUGUGAACAUUGAAGCAGAUCAACUACAGUCUCUACUUCAGCUGGCAGAUCAGUACAAUAUGGUCAAGCUUAUUCGGUUUUGUGCCAGUCUCAUGUCUGCCUGGUUGAGUCCACAAAACUGCACGGACUUUUACUUGUUGGGACACGUGUACUGCUUGGAAAACCAGAAAACCAUUGGGCAGUACGUUUGCAGCACCAUGAAGCUAGAUAGCAAAAUGAUCUCCAAAAAGAAGCUACUUGCUUUAUGUCAACAAGCAAAGCAGAGCAACACUUCCAAAACACGCUAA